Molecule: messenger RNA, 996 nt
Organism: Symphalangus syndactylus (siamang)
Lineage: Eukaryota; Metazoa; Chordata; Mammalia; Primates; Hylobatidae
Gene: MUC7
Product: mucin 7, secreted
Cellular component (GO): extracellular exosome
Source: RefSeq, a predicted model, not a curated record
AUGAAAACUCUGCCGCUGUUUGUGUGCAUCUGUGCACUGAGUGCUUGCUUCUCAUUCAGUGAAGGUCAAGAAAGGGAUCACGAACUACGUCACAGAAGGCAUCAUUACCAAUCACCCCAAUCUCACUUUGAAUUACCACAUCAUCCUGGACUGCUGGUUCACCAGAAGCCGCUCAUUAAAAAGUCCUAUAAAUGUCUACACAAACGCUGUAGGCCUAAGCUUCCACCUUCACCUAAUAACUCCCACAAAUUCCCAAAUCCUCACCAGCCACCUAAACAUCCAGAUCAAAAUGGCAGUGUGGUCAACCCUACCAUAGUGGCUACAACCCAAAUUCCAUCUGUGACUUCCCCAUCAGCUUCCACCAAAAUUACUACCCUUCCAAAUGUGACUUUUCCUCCUCAGAAUGCCACCACCAUAUCUUCAAGAGAAAAUGUUAACACAAGCUCUUCUGUAGCUACAUUAACACCAGUGAAUUCCCCAGCUCCACCAGAGACCACAGCUGCCCCACCCACACCUUCUGCAACUACACCAGCUCCACCAUCUUCCCCAGCUCCACAAGACACCACAGCUGCCCCACCCACACCUUCUGCAACUACACCAGCUCCACCAUCUUCCCCAGCUCCACCAGAGACCACAGCUGCCCCACCCACACCUUCUGCAACUACACCAGCUCCACCAUCUUCCCCAGCUCCACCAGAGACCACAGCUGCCCCACCCACACCUUCUGCAACUACACCAGCUCCACCAUCUUCCCCAGCUCCACAAGAGACCACAGCUGCCCCAAUUACCACACCUAAUUCUUCCCCAACUACUCUUGCACCUGACACUUCUGAAACUUCAGCUGCACCCACACACCAAACUACUACUUCAGUCACUACUCAAACUACUACUACUAAACAACCAACUUCAGCUCCUGGCCAAAAUAAAAUUUCUCGAUUUAUUUUAUAUAUGAAGAAUCUACUAAACAGAAUUUUUGAAGACAUACUGGAGCAAUAG